Mizuhopecten yessoensis (Yesso scallop) is the source of this 887-nucleotide messenger RNA. RefSeq names its product protein piccolo-like. The record is from RefSeq and is a predicted model, not a curated record. The transcript has 2 exons. NCBI's taxonomy places the organism in Eukaryota, Metazoa, Mollusca, Bivalvia, Pectinida, Pectinidae. Bases 42 to 707 code for a protein of 221 amino acids.
UAAAACACCGAUCACACAGGGACAAAGGAGCCGUCAUAUUGAUGAAUUCACCAAUAGUACCCGGAUCUAACAAUGCCGCCAUAUCAGCCAUGGCUGCAGCUACGACCCAGCUAAAGCAUGACGGGAUAUACUAUUAUAGUGCAGACCUUAAUAAAGCUACCGAUCAAUCCAAUGUCGCCCCAGAUAGUCUUAAAAGCACGAAGGAUGAAGAUACAUAUUAUUAUGGCGGUCUACAAGGUGCGCCUCCUCCUUCUAAUGCAGAAAAAAAUCCUCCGAAAACUUCGGAAAAUGAUACUUACUACGAUGAUGGCGAAGUUGGAGCAGCUGUUACUAUAGACGCAGCUAGGUCAGACAUAAGACCAUCGCCGUCAAAAACUGGUGCCUAUCAGAACGUUUCGUCAUUGGCAGCAAAGAGUACUUUUAACACACCUGCCCCGAAGACCAGUCACCCGCCCUUGCCUGUCCCCCCGGUGCCUCCUGUACCGAUGCCACCUCGAGCGGUCCUUCCAAAAGCUACGCCCGUUCAAAACAUUCCUAAAUCCACUGCGAAAGGUCAAAGAAAAGACGAAGCCGAGACGUCGUUCGGGUCGAUGCCGACCUACGGCAACACUGGGAGACACUUGCCAUCGCAAAACCCCGAUACUAAUUACGAAUCCCUAGAUAAUGAUACCAGAGACACCUCCGGUGUGUACGCGGAAUUAACUUAAGAGGAAUUAUAUCAACAGGGACCAAUAAAUAGGCAUUGGCGAAAAUGUUGGUGUGCGAGGCCAGCUUAAUGUAGUAUCGAUUGAUGCACACUUUUCUUAAUCCCCUAUUAUUACAUUUUCAAUGUACACAAUAGAAAUUCUUCAUUGUUUUAGUUUGUUCCUUGCGUGUAACGACAUGUA